Odontomachus brunneus is the source of this 3295-nucleotide messenger RNA. Its product is annotated as coiled-coil domain-containing protein 6. The record is from RefSeq and is a predicted model, not a curated record. Bases 306 to 1643 code for a protein of 445 amino acids. The transcript has 6 exons. NCBI's taxonomy places the organism in Eukaryota, Metazoa, Arthropoda, Insecta, Hymenoptera, Formicidae.
UUUCAUGAUCGCAAACAGUCGGCAAGCGAGAAGGCAAACAGCUGAUCCUGUUUCUACGGUGCCGCUCCUAGGAGCACAUGUCCGCGAAAUAAUUACGCACGAUAUCGCAACUCUCUCGUGUCAGACUAGGCGUGCAAGCGACGGUGCGGAAUCAAGGUACGUAAUCGUGCCGAAGAAACGCCGGCGACAGCGCCCGUAUCCGUGUUCGCGUGCGAUGAGUAGCCGGCGAUAACCGGCGGAUCUAUCGCCCACCCCCGUCGCCGUCGUCGUCGCUGUUACCGUCGUCGCCCUUGCCGCGGGAAAACAUGGCCGACCGCGAUAGCGCGUCCGAGAGUGACUCAAGCUCGAUCGACGGUGGACCUAUCAUCAUGAUGCCGCCGUCGCCGGUAACGCGCGAGCAGCUGCAGAAGCGCAUCGAGUCGCUGCAGCAGCACAACCGCGUGCUCAAGGUCGAGCUGGAGACGUACAAGUUGCGCGUCAAGGCCCUGCAAGAGGAGAAUCGCGGCCUGCGUCAAGCUUCUGUCAUAAUACAAGCUAAAGCUGAACAGGAAGAGGAGUUCAUAAGCAACACUUUGCUGAAGAAAAUCCAGGCCCUUAAGAAGGAAAAGGAAACUUUGGCUCAUCAUUAUGAACAAGAGGAGGAGUGUCUGACCAACGACCUCUCGAGGAAACUGAAUCAGCUGCGGCAAGAAAAGUGUAGACUGGAGCAGACAUUGGAGCAGGAGCAAGAGUGUUUGGUGAACAAAUUGAUGAGAAAGAUUGAGAAGCUGGAAGCAGAAACGUUGGCUAAGCAAAGCAAUCUGGAACAGUUGCGACGUGAGAAGGUAGAAUUGGAGAAUACAUUGGAGCAGGAGCAGGAAGCGUUAGUCAACAAACUGUGGAAGAGAAUGGAUAAGCUGGAGGCGGAAAAGAGGAUGCUGCAGAUAAAAUUGGACCAGCCGGUCUCAGAUCCAACAUCCCCCAGGGAGAUCAGCAAUGGCGACACUGCCACAAACCUGAGCACGCACAUUCAAACCCUGAGAAGCGAAGUUGCCAGAUUAAGGCACACUCUACUGAUCUCUCAGCAAGAACAUACUGAGAAAAUGCAGCGAUAUGUUAACGAGGAGAAGCAAAUACGCGAGGAGAAUCUGAGACUGCAGAGAAAGUUGCAGCUAGAAGUGGAGCGUCGAGAGGCCUUGUGCAGACAUCUGUCAGAGUCCGAAUCCAGACAACUUGAUGAUGAUUUUCGCAGCUUGGAGAUGGAGGAAGAACGGCACUACAACGAAAUCGUGAUGUCCGGCGGGAACAUAAGAACUCGUACGGUGUCCAGCCCCGUGCCCUACAAUCCUUCGCCUAGUUCCUCGAGGCCAUUAAGCCCAGGUGUUAACGUGCUAGGUUCAGCGUCCAGAGAGAGCUUUAGCGCGAAUCGAUGCUAUGCCUGCGGCCAGCCGAGCGCUCUUCCGUUCGCGAGCUCAUCGCCACCCUCAGCGGGGCACAUCGUGGCGCCGUCCAAUAGACGUACAUCGGAUCGCUUCGUCAAACCGGCUAUUCCGCCCACUAUCGUGAGUCCAGGUGGUCCGCCAACCAUCGCUAAUAUAGUGAGUGCCGCCGCCGCUGCCGCCGUCACCACCGCGGGAUCGCCCAUGGACAUCGCGAAAACAUAAAUCAUCGACGGGGCUCUACAGAAAUCCUUCUUAUGUAGUCGCGCAAGGUACUUCUCUAAAUGGUGCGUCCCAGCUAGGACACCAGAAGUCGCCCAAGUUCGGUCGGCACUUCGUCGACAAUUCUUCGCGAACGAUUAUCCCCGUUCGUUAACUACUACAGCUCUAAUGUAACACGGGCUACAGCUAAAACACAUGGGACUUAAUUAACCCGAUGAAUUGCAGAUAGAAUUAAACAACGCAUUCGCAGAGCCUCUCUUCGUCGUCGGGGUGGUUUUUCUUUACGCCGCCUCGGCGCGACGAUUCCUUGUAUGAUGCCUGAAGUACCAUUCAGACGAGCUCUUUAUCGUACGCAAUUAUAUCAUUUGAGUGUUCUACAUAAAAGAAACAUUGACAUGUUGCUUCCAUGUUCCAAGUAACCAUAGUAAUAAAUGUUGAACGAACGCUGAGGGACAGCUACACGGUAGGCAAAUGCAAAUUUGCUCCGUAUUCUUACGUGCGCUAAGAACAUAACGAAAGUAACUAGGGUGUAGUUUUCGCGGUGUCCCCACUUUAACAGAUACGCAUUUGUUUAGCUUUGAGCCUGAGUAAUCACUUUAGCACACGCGAUACCGAGGCAGCAGCGUUAUUCUACUGGAGGAAGGUUUCGUUGGUUCUUUCAGCAAAAGAUUGUCGCGAACAGUAAAAUGUGGAAACUGAUUAAGCCAGACUCCUGAGAUAUCAGAGACUGGAGCGUUUAAGAGUCCUAAUUGUUCGAGAAUUGUGAAUCGCAAAAAUCUGCAGAUUUAAGGCCCUAAAGCUUCAAGGAUUCAGCGACUCUAUGAUACCGAAAUCAAAGGUCUCGUGAAUUCAAAGACUCUAGAUUAUGCACUCAGAUAGCUUGAACCUAUACUAGCCCAAGACUUUACGACUCGAAAAUUUGAGAACUCAAGUAUGUGGUAUCUGCUAACAUUUAUGCUGCAAUUCUAAGCAGAAUCGUAAGUCUCGUAACUUGUAAAAUUCGUACGAAAAUUCGUAAGAACUUAUGAGUAGAUUUACAAAUCUAUGCAAUAUCAUAUGUCGUACAAUUCUACUUUGUUUCUACUCUGUAGUCGUAUCUACGAUUUCAUGUAAUUUACAAUAUUAACAAAUGAUUGUACGACAUAUGAUAUUGCAUAGACUUGUAAAUCUACUCAUAAGUUCUGACGAAUUUUACGAGAACAAAUUACGAGACUUACGAUUCUGCUUAGAAUUGUAGCAUUAAUGUUACAUUUGAAAUUAAAAAUAUUUCGUGGUAUCUUAAUUGCACUGAUUCUGGAAAAUUAAUUGUGAACCUAAGAAUAGAAACCUAAGAAUUUCGUAGAUUCCACCGAUUUUCCUCGAGUCUUCAUAAAUUUUACGAACUCUGUAUCUUCUUUGCUAGAAUUUUCGAGUCUCGAAAUCUUGGAUCGCCAACACCUACAGAGCACGACACAUCGGAAUUUUGGUCUCUCUAAUCUUAGAUCUCUUAAUGUUAGAAAAUCUUGGGAUUUAGAAUCUUGAAGCUUUGAUGUGUUGGAGCCACGAAGCCUUGGCAUCUUAAUAUCGAAAAGUUAAAUGUAGCGGAUGAGAGACAUAUAUUAUGUAUUACGUUGAACAGUUUGUUUGCUAAUAAAUUGUUUUAUAUAUCAACAAUA